Messenger RNA from Aspergillus steynii IBT 23096, 740 nucleotides. RefSeq lists its product as uncharacterized. The annotation marks the transcript as partial. The record is from RefSeq and is a predicted model, not a curated record. NCBI's taxonomy places the organism in Eukaryota, Fungi, Ascomycota, Eurotiomycetes, Eurotiales, Aspergillaceae. The transcript is spliced from 2 exons.
CCCCAGAGUUCCGGUUCCAGAUGUCUACAGCUCGGGCUCAGCCGCCAACUCGUACACUGGCCUCAAUUACAUCUGGCACCAGACUCUCAGGAUCAAGUAACCUGGAAUCAUCAACGACGCAUAAAACAAAAGAUGAAGCCACCCGGUUUCUCGACAACGUUACCCAAGACCCUGCAUCGCAUAUCAAACAAACGGCUCUCCAUGAUCCUUUCGUCGAACCAAGGGCAUAUUCAGCAUGCCAAGAUUCGGGGCCACAUCACCCUUCUGAAGAAUUAUCCUUGCUGGCAGCUAAACCUGUCAGAACAAGGAACAUUGCGCUCACUCUGCGAGUCGGCAAUCACUGAAGUCCCACCGCUCGGAAUAAAUCCCGCCAUUGAAGAUUCGAAUGGCAAGUUGAAAGAGAACUGUGGUCAGCUUGAUGCAGGAUCUCAAACCACAGCCUCGGGAAAGAUAUUACGACCUCCUCCCGGACUGCCUAUGCCCGCCGUGCCGCGGAUGGUGGCCGAGGAGUUGUUUAGUACGGCAAAUUAUGCUCAGACCAAAACUCGACUUGAAGAGGCAAACGCUUGGUUUCACAAAGACCCUCGCGGUGAGAAACAUCUUCGCCAGCAAGUCGCCGCCAUUGCCCAAAAUCAUGCCGAGAGAAUCGAGCGGCUCACGGGAACCGAUGGCACCACCGCAAAGCAAAUGAGUCUGCUUUUGGGAAACGUGAUUGUCAAUCUCCAUUCACACUUUUCUGA